Molecule: messenger RNA, 1372 nt
Organism: Fimicolochytrium jonesii
Lineage: Eukaryota; Fungi; Chytridiomycota; Chytridiomycetes; Spizellomycetales; Powellomycetaceae
Exons: 3
Coding region: 254-1237 (327 amino acids)
Source: RefSeq, a predicted model, not a curated record
GGUGGGUAGGGCAAGGGUAGGGUAGAUAUGGAGUAGGAGUAUGCAUGUAGGGGCGAGGCGACUGUCUGUCUGUGUAUCUAUGUGCCUCUCUUUGUGGAAUGUUGCGCGUGCGGAAAGGCGGAGGGCGACGCGUGGAAGGCCCAAAGACUCCCAAAGCGCCCAAGGGCUUUCUCGCUCGGUCUCGGACAGAAGGCCCUAAGAUCGCUUGCCGCCAGCGCAGGUGCCGCAUCCCUCACGCCGAGCAGACGCACAAAUGAAGAAACCAGCCCACAUCCAGGCAAAAGAGGCCGCUGCCGCCUGGGACGCCUUCUUCGCCACCAUGACUCAGGCCGACCCGCCAGCGAGUCCAUCACCAGCGGAGACGCCACGAUCGACUCGUCGGGGACAGCAGAAAAAACUUGCAGGUCCCGAAACGGGCGCACAACCCCGCUCCGUCCCAUCCUCGCCGGGUGUCACCCUCACCACCAUCCCCCCACCAGCCUCAAAAAGAAAACACAGCACCGACACCCACCCCCCGACGCCGCCUGAAGAAGCCAGGAGAGCGAGUGCGACGCGGAUAUGCACGAAAGCUGCGUCGAUUGAAGUGAUCGAGAUCCUCUCCUCCGACGACGCAUCGGACGUCGCGGCAUCACAGGCGAACAACGCAAACCCUCAGUCACAAUCCGCACACCCACCUCCCAAAAACCCCCCAAUCCCCGUCCCAUCAACCCCGCCGAUCGCACCCGCCGAAGGACGGCUGUACCCCGAUCCAUGGGACGUAGACGACGUACCGCCAAGACUGGACGCACCAGCACGGUCUCCGGACACCUCACCAGGACCCUUGACCGACCCUCGUCCGCGGACCCACCACCGGGGGGGUAGGACGUCGCUGGAGUCAUUGUCGCCAGUCUCAUCAGAGUACUAUUCGCUCUCUGACCGCUCCCACAGCCCGGCAUCACCACCCACCCAAACACAUGGCGCCUCCAAAAACGCGACCAUCACCGACCCUCUCGACACCCUCGCCGACCACUUUAAUGCCAUGCGCGUGCAAUUACCGCCUCAUGUCCCGGAUGACUGCCGAGAGCCCGCCGCAGAUGUCAUACAAAGCCCCACGAGAUCGCACUCAUCCGACCCGUUCGACAGUGACGGGAUGGAGACGCUGAUCCCCCGGAAUGUGCGGAUCAGCACGCCGCUCAAAACGGUCGCUGGAUCGCAAGGUAUGGUUCCACCCGUCAGCCCGAGCGGUAGCGCAAACUGAACCCUGAUAUCCGAUUCAUGGGUGGGGUCAUAUUCUUUUUUCUGUGUUUUUUUCGCAGGCUUCGUAAGCGUCCGCCGCCGCAAACACCGUCGCUCAGACCUCGACUCCUCGCUCGCCGCCACCAGCGUCCUCCAC